AUGGACCCCAUCCGCGCCUGCAAACGACCCACUCCGGGAUCCGUGACAGGACAGCGGGUCCGGCCAUCCGCCGGCGAGGUGUCCGAGACGAGGCCGGACCAGCGCGUCGGCUUCGCGGACCUGCCGGCCGAAAUCCACCUCCUCGUCUCCCAGCAGCUCAUCUACCCCGACGCGCUCUCGCUGAAGCACACCAGCAGCUACUUCUACUACCUCGUCGACACGGGCGUGCGCCUCAAGGUGGAGUGGCUCAUGGAGCGCCGCAUGCUACACCUUGAGUGCCCCAACGACAGGCGGUGCGACCUCGGCAGCGACCUUCGCUUCUGCAGAGGCAGCGUGCCUCUUCUGAUGCAGAGACGGCGAGAACACAUGGAGUGCGAGUCGAGACCGGGCCUCGGCUGCCUGGUCUACGGCACGUCCGUGUGCUCCCACCGCCGAAAGAUCAGCGCGCGAUGCCAACGCUGGUUGAGGCGCAGGCUGACGGUGGAGCUGUGGUGGGUUCUGCUCGCCCUGCUGCCUGUCGUCCUGUGCUGGCUCUGGAUGGGCCAUGUCGUGGCAUGGAUUGAUUCCCGGAAGCACUACAAUUUCGAACCCUUCGCCAUGACAGAGUCAUAUGAUUCGGCGACGAACUGA
This is a messenger RNA of Colletotrichum graminicola M1.001, 630 nucleotides long. RefSeq names its product F-box domain-containing protein. Bases 1 to 630 code for a protein of 209 amino acids. The transcript has 2 exons. The record is from RefSeq and is a predicted model, not a curated record. Lineage: Eukaryota; Fungi; Ascomycota; Sordariomycetes; Glomerellales; Glomerellaceae.